CCUUAAUGUGUGACGUCAUGGAACGUGUGUCGAGGAACCUUCUAUUUUGUUCUAAGGAAGCUUCGCCAUCUUUGGCGUCAAAGUGUUAAGAGUUUCUUUGUUCACAUUUUUACAUUCAGCGGAUACUUCGACAGUAUUUAACCCUGGGCGUGCUGGAGGGGAUGCGCCACUCAAAGCGAAUGCGUUCUCCUGGUACCUGGCUUGACGAGUACAGCUGGGAAGAGAGAAUGGAGUGUCGUAAGCGAAGGAAACAAGAUUCGCACAGCAGCGAAAGAGAAAAUAAGUCCAGAAGAACUCAACGCCACCUCAAGAUAAAUGAGGGACACUACCUGGAGUCCCGCAGUUUGAACCCGAGGCUGGACUCUCGGGAAGGACGCACUUGUGACCACAGUUUACACAUGGCCUAUGAGGACAACAGCCGGGGAGGCAUCUGCAAGGACAGGGAUCUUGAUUGGCACCACUACAGCAAGUCAUCGUGCCGUAGUGGACGCAGUGGUCGGAGUGGGCGCAGCAGGCGAAGCAGGCACAGCAGCCGCAGACACAGAGACAGAAGACGCAGGCGUAGUCCCUCUCGCCACAGAUCCUCCUCGAGGAGGAGCCAUCGCCGCAGGAGCAGGAAAAGAUCCAGGAGUGUUGAGGAUGAUGGCGAGGGUCACCUCAUCUAUCACAUUGGAGACAUGCUGAGAGCGAGAUAUGAGAUUGUGUGCACUUUAGGAGAGGGAGCCUUUGGGAAGGUCGUGGAAUGCAUUGAUCAUUCUAAUCAAGGAGCUCGAGUGGCUCUGAAGAUCAUUAAAAACAUUGACCGCUACCGAGAGGCGGCUAAGUCAGAGGUAGAGGUGCUUGACCAUUUGAAGUCCCUUGACUCUGACAACAGAUAUUCAUGUGUACACAUGCUGGACUGGUUUGACUAUCACGGCCAUGUUUGCAUCGUCUUUGAGCUGCUUGGGCUCAGCACCUAUGAUUUUCUCAAGGAGAACAACUUCAUGCCUUUCCCCAUUGAACACAUCCGACUCAUGUCCUACCAGAUCAUCCGAGCUGUGCGAUUUUUGCACAAGAACAAGCUGACUCACACGGAUCUGAAGCCUGAGAAUAUUCUGUUCAUUGAUUCAGACUAUGAUAUGGAGUACAACCCUGAAAAGAAACGGGAUGAACGAACUCUGAAAAGCGCAGCUGUGAAACUUGUGGACUUUGGUAAUGCCACAUAUGACCACGAGCACCACACAUCUGUGGUGUCUACACGUCACUACCGUGCUCCUGAAGUGAUUUUAGAUCUGGGCUGGAACCAGUCCUGUGACAUCUGGAGUGUCGGCUGUAUACUCAUCGAGUAUUAUCUUGGAUCGACUCUAUUCCAGACUCAUGACAGCAAAGAGCAUCUUGCUAUGAUGGAGAGAGUCCUGGGUCCCAUUCCCACAAACCUCCUGCAGAAAACUAGGAAAAAACGUUUUGUUCACCGGUGCAAGCUGGACUGGGAUGUGUACAGUUCAUCUGGGAGAUAUGUCCGAAAACGCUUAAAACCCCUCAAGCAUUACAUGGUGUCCAAUAGUGAAGACCAUCAGCAGCUGUUUGACCUCGUAGAGAAGCUGUUGGAGUAUGACCCAGCAAAGCGCCUCAGCCUCGAACAGGCCCUCCGUCACCCUUUCUUCUCCUCUUACUACAGCAGCAGCAGCAGCAAAAGCAGCAGCAGUAAAAAAGACUGAACUCCUGAACCUGUAAACUUGUAAUCUUUGACCUGCAGCCUUGGCCCCGGCCUGGCUGUCAGCGUGACAUUCAUCAUGGUGCUCGGUGCUGCGCUGGACAUCCUGACUCUCUGGGAGAGGUGUACGUUAGCUGACUGUAUCAGUCCACUGCCCUGCUUUACUGUGUCCUGGCUCCUACACCUGUGCAUUUCUUAAAUUCUCUUCUUUCUUUUCACAUGUGACAUGCUGAUGCUAUGUUUAUUUAUUUGCUGUUGUAAUUUAAAACGUAGCCCUGGUCACCUAUGCUUGUAGCGUUUAUUUUAAAUUUCCUGCUUUUUCUGGUUUUCCUCCGUGUCCUGUUUAUGAUGAUGAAUUGCAUCCCCUUGGCUUCCAUCUCGCCAUAAAUGAUUUAUGCAGUGUUAAUGUAAAAAAGCUCCUGCAGACAGGAAACCCUUGUGUAUAGACUUAGUUCAGGUGUUUUUUUUUUUCACUGGUUAUAUAUAUAUAUAUAUA
This is a messenger RNA of Solea solea (common sole), 2189 nucleotides long. RefSeq names its product CDC-like kinase 4a (gene clk4a). Bases 162 to 1697 code for a protein of 511 amino acids. Gene Ontology annotation, biological process: regulation of RNA splicing; protein phosphorylation. The transcript is spliced from 13 exons. The record is from RefSeq and is a predicted model, not a curated record. Lineage: Eukaryota; Metazoa; Chordata; Actinopteri; Pleuronectiformes; Soleidae. Gene Ontology annotation, molecular function: ATP binding; protein tyrosine kinase activity. Gene Ontology annotation, cellular component: nucleus.